This is a messenger RNA of Fonsecaea multimorphosa CBS 102226, 1194 nucleotides long. RefSeq lists its product as uncharacterized. The record is from RefSeq and is a predicted model, not a curated record. Bases 1 to 1194 code for a protein of 397 amino acids. The transcript has 5 exons. Gene Ontology annotation, molecular function: O-methyltransferase activity. NCBI's taxonomy places the organism in Eukaryota, Fungi, Ascomycota, Eurotiomycetes, Chaetothyriales, Herpotrichiellaceae.
AUGUCGGCCCCAUCGGACAACCUUACGACCCUUCUCGCCUUGCGCGACUCUCUCAAUGCCUCAAUUGAUGCGCUUUCCUUGCUUACGCCGGAGGAGAGAUCCCAGCCACCCCGUGUCAACCAAGUGCGUGAGCAAAUAUGGUCCACCGCCACUCGAAUUGCCAGCGAGACCGUCAAUCCUUCGCAACAAGCCACUCUUAUCUCUUUCAUGCCAUGGCUCAACGCGGUGGUGCGGACCGCCCUGGAGCUAGACCUGUUCAACCUUCUUGGACAGUCAACCACUGCAUCCGAGCUUGCGCAGAAGGCCGGAGCGGACGUGACGUUGAUCGUGCGCAUCAUGCGGGUCUUGACGGGCUUUCACAUUGUCUCGGAGCUUGGGGAGGAAACGUACGCUGCAACGCCUGUUUCGCGAGCUCUAACCAUGCCAGCAACGGCGGACUUGAACAAGCACACAUUUGACAGCAGCUGGGGCUGCAUUGGAAAGAUGCCUGCUUACCUUGCCGAGCUCGGCUACAAGAACCCUGACCAGCCCGAAAACACCCUCUCACACUAUGCAACAGGGACUGACUUCUUCGCGUACCUGCGCAAUGACCCUGGGCGUCUCGCUCGCUUCAACUCGGCGAUGAAAGGAGCGGCGGGGUUACUGGUGAGCCCUGUCCCGAGCUCCCUGCUUGAAUCUGGGGCUGGUGGAAGUGGCGUGGUCAUGGUCGAUGUCGGCGGAGGCCAUGGUCAAGUCACGCAGAAAGUCAUGGAAGAGAAUCCGCAUCUCAAGGGGCGUUUCGUUGUGCAAGAUCUCGGCGCUAUCAUCGACGAGGCACGUGCCAGAAAUCCUGCAUACGAGGUCAUGGAGUAUGACUUUUUUACUCCACAACCUAUCCGUGGCGCACGCAUCUACUUCAUGCGUCGUGUCCUGCACGACUUCCCGGACUCCAAGUGCCGCGAGAUCUUGCAGAACCAGAUCCAAGGCAUGGUCAAAGGCCAGUCAAAGCUGCUUAUCUGCGAGACCGUCUUACCGGCUGUCGGGUGCAGUGGCUUCGAAUCACUCGCGGACAUCAGCCGCACUACCUUCAGCUCGAUGCAACGGAGCGAAAAGCAAUGGACGGCGCUCCUGGCGAGCGUAGGCCUGAAAAUCGUGAAGAUAUGGCCAUCUAAGGUAAUGGGACCAUUUGCUGUCAUUGAGUCAGAGCUCGAAUGA